AUGCCAUUGGCUAUAUCCAGCGGUUUACAUGUUCGUUUUUCGGGUGCUUACAUUGAAAAUCUGAAGGGUCGUUUACUAACAAGUGUUCAUCGUGAUAGCAAGAAACAACACGGCGUUUCUUAUUACCUUACUCUGCAAACAGAUUUCCAGCAAGGACGUUUAGAAAUCGAAUUCACAUUCUUAGCCAAUGGUUACCCCUUGAAAUAUGUACAGUAUCUGUUGCAACAAUUCCUUCAGCGACACCCGUCACCUAAAAACUCGUUCUCUUUCAAUAAGUCUUCCUAUGAUACAUUUCGUCGUGACAUAUUUCCAUAUUAUAAUGCACGACUGUUGCAAUCCAUGGAAAAUGGCAGUCUUCUUCUUGAGGGUGUGGGCAUUGCGGAGGGCGCAGCCUACAGCGGCAGAGUCAGGCUCAAUGUGAACGGGAUUCGUUAUCGUUAG
Messenger RNA from Adineta ricciae, 441 nucleotides. NCBI's taxonomy places the organism in Eukaryota, Metazoa, Rotifera, Eurotatoria, Adinetida, Adinetidae. The record is from the annotation of a GenBank genome assembly.